Messenger RNA from Amphibalanus amphitrite, 854 nucleotides. RefSeq lists its product as uncharacterized. The coding region runs from base 113 to 415 and encodes 100 amino acids. Lineage: Eukaryota; Metazoa; Arthropoda; Thecostraca; Balanomorpha; Balanidae. The record is from RefSeq and is a predicted model, not a curated record. The transcript is spliced from 4 exons.
CGACGGCGGCGCGCCGGCUCGGACAGCGGCGCAGAAGGCAGUGGGAAGCGACGGGCGGCGGGCGCGGAACUGAGCACUGCUGGUGACACAUCGACCGACACGCGCCGCAGCCAUGAGUGCGUGGAGCCAGACUGUGCUGCUGGUCAUUCUGGCGGUGCUGGUGCUGGGGGCUGUCGGACGGCCCCAGUACCAGAGCGGGUACGGCACCGGGCCCCUCUCCGAGGCCAAACUGUGGCGUCGCGUGGUCGACACGGACAAGGAAGAUUACCGAGCCGCGCGCGCCGCCGCCGCCAUCGCGCUGCGCCUCUUCAGGAACGCCGGAACGCAGACCAACAUCAUCAAGGACGUUGAGCCGAUCUACAAGUACAAGAGGCCCAAGUUUGCCACCAGCUACAGGCCGCCGGCCGGACACUGAUGACUGAGAAGCGCGAAUUUUCUAUAAACGAAAGGGGAGGGAGGGGGAGGCAGCUGACAAGAUACCACUACACACCACGACGCAAUCAUGGAGGGAGCAUCAAGGAGUUCCACUGGACAGUGGACAGACCAGAGUCAGACCAGGAGCUCUGCUGGACCGCGGAGGCAGCUCCAUGCCGUGACCCGCCAGCGCCCGGCCGAGGAGGCGUCACGUCGCAUCAUGUUUCAUGGUCACCUUUGUGUCACAAGGGAGUCGACCUUGGCAGUGCUACCCUUCCCACUAAUACGGUUGUGUAUCGAGUGAUGAAACGAUUCCAAAUACUAGCUGUGCCAAGAGGUGAUGGACUUAAAAUUAGUCCGAAGUGUUAAGCAUACCUUUAUGUUGUUUCAACUGGAGAUGUGAAAGCACCAAAGAAAGCAAAAUGAAAAGGAAGCAAAGC